Messenger RNA from Clonostachys rhizophaga, 276 nucleotides. NCBI's taxonomy places the organism in Eukaryota, Fungi, Ascomycota, Sordariomycetes, Hypocreales, Bionectriaceae. The record is from the annotation of a GenBank genome assembly.
AUGGCACGGAGAUAUAUCGAAUGGGAUGCGACUGCUUGUUUGGGCCAUCAUCUUACUCAAGCCCACCGCGGCUCGGUGCAUCUAACCUGCUGCACCUCUGUGCCCUUCGCCUGCACCCUCACCCUGGAUCAAUCCUCAGCCUCCACCGGCCAGUCUCCAUAUCCGUCGAGUCUUAUCUCGCCAUCUGGAGACGCCAUCGCAGCUGGAGAGACUUACGGAGUAAUCGAGGGUCGCGGGAAGCCCAGCGAUCAAGUGCAUAUUGGCUAUGCGGGUUGA